This is a messenger RNA of Pseudo-nitzschia multistriata, 2339 nucleotides long. The record is from the annotation of a GenBank genome assembly. NCBI's taxonomy places the organism in Eukaryota, Bacillariophyta, Bacillariophyceae, Bacillariales, Bacillariaceae.
GGAUUGAAUCCCUCUCAGUGUGAAAAUAGUUACUAUUUGRUGUUCAUGAUGAGUCAUUUGCUGCCUUCAAUGAGAGGUAUGCACACGCAUGGGCCAGCAGUAGUUGGUGCAUGCACCYGCAAAAAUCAGAAAGUUAAAGCCAAAYGUCCCAGGUGUCUGGAACCAUGUCAAUUUUAAUUUCUUUCUUUGGAGAAUUUCAAUUCUCUAGUCCCCCUUCUUAUUUGAUUGUCUGAUCAAUUUUGAUCACAAAAAWAUGUGAUCAGAUCUGAUCACAAAAUUGUUGAAUUUCUUGAUCACAAUUUUUUAUUAUCAAAAUUGAUAACAUUUGUUUCAACAGACAACAAUUCAUAUAUAUUAUUCUUACAUGAAUAGUAUUAUAAUCACCACAUGCACAUAAUUACUACUAGGAAGAAGGCAUACUACUACUACUACUACUAGUAGUAGUAGUAGCAGUAGUAUGUACUUACAGGCAGGACUGGUGGGGCCACUAUUACUAGUGCGGUACUACUACUACUACUACCUUGUGUAAAAUAGUAUUCUUGUUAUUAAUUUAUUUAGAUAUUAAUAUCUACUAGUGGUACUAUUUUUAAUAGGGCUACUACUAGUAGGAAACCAGUUAAAAUUGAUCACAAAAAAAUGAUCACAAAUUUGUUAUUUCUGAUCAGAUUUUUUUGUCAUCAAAAUCGAUCACAAUUUUCGGUACCAGGAAGGGAUGCCUGGGAAUCUAAUCAUUUCCCYWAAGAUUGAGAUCGACAUGGUUCCUGUCGAGUCGUUUUAAGUCGAGUCCCGCCUUCUUCGCUUCUGACCCAAAAACAUGACGAAAUACUACCCGUACGUUUCGUGCUGCCAGUAUUACUCGUACGUAUCGGUACGGACCAGAUAACAAAGCAACGGGUACGACUACAUACCGGUACCGGUACCAGUAAGUACGAACGGUCCGACAGUACAGCCAGCACCAGCACCGAAUUGCAAUUGGUAUGGUGUCAGCUCGAGUUGUACUCCUACUCCGGUACCGGCCGGUACGAGAUUCUGUUCCGUUUUCUCGUCUACCGGUACAAUCGAGGCAGAUUUGGAUUUUUCUCCUCAGGUUUUGCUCAUGAGCAAGAAGUCAGCACUGUCCAUCUCUCCUCAAACGAAAUCACAUCAUACGACCACAUUCGUGCUCUCCUUAUAUUUCARCAGCGCAAAGAAACAAGGAUUUUAUGAUGUCUGCUGCCCCAUUUCUCUGGGCUGCASCCCUUGUUUUUUUGGCAUGUCUUUCUUGUAKGAAUACCUCCGCUUUCACCAGUGAUUGCUGUUACGGUCGCCAGCGCCUUCAAAUAUAUGCGGCGAACGAAGGAGAGAAUGUCGAUCCUGAUUUAUUCGAGUACUUCGACCCUUUGCUAUCCCCACAUGCCUACCCUUCAGGCAUUUCGCCCGAGAAUAAACCAGCCGUGAACAAUGACAAAGUCCAAGAAGAACGAAAACGGGAACCAGCACCGUCAUACAAAGGAAAAAGCUUUGGCUUCAAUUUGCCAGUCAAUGAUGUGAACCAACCCAAUGAAAGUGGUUCUACGCCKAAAGCCAGAAAUGAGGAAAAGAGUGAAGACGAUCUUUUUGAUUAUUUUGACCCCUUGCGCAGUCCACAUUCAUAUCCAGAUGGUAUCAAAUCAAAGCAGGAGUCGAUGGCAUCCAUGAAGGCACCACCUGCAGCCCUAGAUAUUGUGGAAGACCCUGUGAGCAUCGGGGCAGCCAGUUCUAGCAACRAUGKCAAGAAGAAAAAGGUUGGUGUCCUCCUGAUGGAUCACGGCUCCAGAAAGGAAAAGAGCAACGCCCGACUCCAGGAAAUGGCAAGACUCUACCAACUGACACUUGAACAYAACGAAGACGAGGAUGACGAAAACACAACGACCGAGAUCAUUGUUCGGGCAGCUCACAUGGAGAUUGCCUUGCCAUCAAUUCCCGAUGGCUUGAAAGAGUUGAAGGAUUUGGGAGUYGAUGAAAUAGUAUGCCACCCGUUCUUUCUCAGCGCCGAUGGACGACACGUGAAGGAGGACAUUCCUCAAAUAAUUGGGGACGCAAUCGAAGAUAUUUGGGGAGAAAGUACYGGAGCCAAGAAAAUUCCAAUCACUACCACUGCACCAGUUGGAUCCAACACUCAAUUGAUGCUUGGUGCCAUCCACUCAUUGGUCCGUGAAAACUCCCAAAUUCUGAAUACUCGCUCCGGAGUGAAUAACCAAUAAACAUGCGAACUUCCAUUGUCYCAUGRCAUGAUCAUUUCUUGGUGCUUGAUUGCAAYUGCUGCCAGUAUCAUGCCACCAAUAUGUACACUACAUAGUCUAGACUAAUUUCAAACAAAC